Podospora anserina S mat+ is the source of this 1122-nucleotide messenger RNA. RefSeq lists its product as uncharacterized. The record is from RefSeq and is a predicted model, not a curated record. The transcript has 3 exons. NCBI's taxonomy places the organism in Eukaryota, Fungi, Ascomycota, Sordariomycetes, Sordariales, Podosporaceae. The coding region runs from base 1 to 1122 and encodes 373 amino acids.
AUGGGGCUAUUCGGGACUGGGGACGCUUUUUCUGCAGGGGCAAUUGCUCAACCGACAGGUAUAACUCUGAGCUCUGGCCAGUGGGCCAAAGCCACUUCACAUACUGCGUGGGGUGUAUUUUCGAAUCAAACAUUCACUGACUUACAUGCCCGCUCCUGUGCAUUUCAGGGGCAUCCCGGGCUUCCCAUAGCUGGUCGCGGUACGUACAAGACGGACGACGGUAGCUUAGAGAUACUCCCUCUCCCCAGCUAUUCAGAUGUCAGCUACGUAUUCACGAAUGAGCUGGCGGUAAUAGUUCAUGACAUGGUGCGGUUGUACUACUAUACUGGUGAGCCAGACGAUGGUUCUCCGCUAGCACCAAUGUCGAAUCGAAACCCAAGCCUUGAGAAAGCUGAAAAUAUCUUUCGGCGACUGCUUGCAUGGGCGGCAGGUCUGCCGCUUGCCUGCGUCAGAGGGGAUCAGAACUCUCCAGAGACAAUGUGCAUGCAUAUGCACUUUCAUGCAGCUGUCAUUGCAUUAUUUCAACCAUUUAUAUUUGUGCCAUUGCAGCGGCUGAAGUUCCGGUCAUUCGACACUCAAGGAUCCGCCCUCUGUGCGUUCAACUCCUCGGUUAACCAACUCAAGAGGCUGGUAAUCAAUUACCAGAGUACAUUUGAUCUCCUGGGAAAUCUGUUGGGCCCACUGGGCGGGACAAUGUCUCUUGCAAGCAGUCUUUGCCAGACUGGACCCUCGGUGGAACGAAAGGACGAUCAUGUACGACGACACUACUUUGCGGUCUGCAUCAAGGGCCUUCUUCGCAUCGUGAGCCGGUUUGAAGUUAUCAAAGUCUUUAUACAGGGACUACUGGCCCUGGCGCUUUCCACCCAAACGAUCACGAGACAAUACGCAGAGUCGGUGAUGGGCGAGGUGAAGCGAUCGGAAAAUCCGUCACUCUCGGCCAUGGCGGCAGAGCACCUCACUUCGAACGUGGUGGUAGACUACGAGCUUGCGCUGACGGACCGAUCGGCGGCUACUUGUGACCGGGUCGCGGCGACGCUUGGGGAUCUCAGCAGAUCAAAAAGAAUCGAGCCCACAGUCGACGCUGAUCAUGUUAUGGACGGCGAUAAGAUGGACAUGGUGUAA